CAGUGCACACUCUUGAUGAAUGUCUGUCUGUGUACUUGCAUGUAGGUGUUUAAAUAAAACUUACAAUAACAAAUGCUGAGCUUGAUCCAUUUAAAUUCAUUUAGACUGUGGUCAUAGAGCAUGCACUGCAUUGUUCUAUAGAAAAACAAAGUAAUGGGUUCACCUGGCAGUCCUCCUGCAUCUGGAGGAAUGAGACACCGUUGGAUUAUUCUGCUCUUUGGGCUAGGGCUGACAGGAGCAAAGUUAACAGGGGAAACAGAAAUCGAUGUGGAUGAGGGCCGUGAUUGGGACAUCAUUAACAUCAAUAAAGAGGCUGGACUGAACCUUACUGAGGGAGACAUUGAAGAGGGCGUGUUGGGAAACUCUAUAAUAGGAAAUCAGUAUCGCCAGCCUACAACUGUUCCCUACUACCUGGAGAGGAACUUGGAAAUGAAUGCAAAGGGGGUGAUCCUGAAAGCAUUUGACCAGUACAGACUCAAGACCUGUAUCGACUUUGCACCAUGGAAAGGAGAGCAAAACUACAUCUCUGUUUAUAAAGGCAGUGGAUGCUCCUCUCAAGUAGGAAACCAGCGUAUAGGGAAGCAGAGCCUGUCUAUUGGUAGAAACUGUGAUCACUUAGCAACUGUUGAGCAUGAGUUCCUGCAUGCUCUUGGUUUCUGGCACAAGCAGUCCAGAUCUGAUCGUGACGACUAUGUUGACAUCAUUUGGAAGAACAUUGAAUAUGGUCACGCGCAUAACUUCCUGAGUUAUAAUGACUCUGUGUCCAGUGCUCUGGGUGUUCCCUAUGAUUUCAACUCUGUGAUGCACUACAGUAAAACAGCCUUCAGCAUUGGGUCUGAUCCCACCAUCGUCACCAAGAAUCCCCUCUUCGCUGAUGUGAUUGGUCAGAGGAUGGAGUUCAGCGCCAGUGAUAUUAUUAAACUCAACCGCCUCUACAACUGCACCACAUCUUUAACCUUUGUGGACAGCUGUAACUUUGAGGAGGAGAAUAUCUGUGGGAUGAUCCAGAGUCCUGGAAUCCUGAAGUGGGAACGGCGUAGUUUUGUUAAAGGAGGACCUCAAACUGACUUCACCAACAUGGGACAAUGCAAAGGGAAAGGUUACUUCAUGCACUUCAGCACAGCCGCUGCUAAUCCUGGAGACCAUGCAUUCCUGGAGAGUCGUAUACUUUACCCCAAACCUGGACCCCAGUGUCUGCAGUUCUUCUUGUACAACACAGCAGCAGCUGAUGAUGUUCUCAAUAUUUGGGUGAAAGAAUAUGACAAAACCAACCCCAACGGUACACUGCAACUCUUCAAGAGCAUAUUAGGGGGUGUCACAGGCUCCUGGAAACUGCAUAAUGUUAAUAUUAAUGUGACAAAGAAGGCCCGUGUGAUUUUUGAAGGGGUGAGAGGGAAAAGUCCUUCAGCAGGGGGGUUCUCUCUGGACGACAUCAACCUGUCAUCCACAAAGUGUCCUCAGUAUGUUUGGCCUAUCCGUAACAUCACCAAUCUGUUGGCAACAACACCAGUGGGAACCAACAUGUACAGCCCUCGCUUUCUGUCUCCUACAGGUUACUCCUUCCAGGUAAAUGUGUAUCUAAAUGGAGUAUAUAGCACUCCUGGGUACAUGGCUGUCUUCAUUCACUUGACCUCAGGACCCAACGAUAGCAGCCUCAAGUGGCCGUGUCCAUGGCACCAGGCGACCAUGGUUCUGAUGGACCAGCAGUCUGACAUCAGACAGCAGAUGAACAUGCACCAUAUGGUCACCACAGACCCCAACCAGAAAUCACCUAAUGGUACUGAAUUCUUCUGGGAUAAUCCUCGCAAGGUUGGUUCCAAAGUGACCAACCCUGAUGGCAGCUUCUACUACCGUGGUCCAGGUUAUGGAACGGCUGGCUUCAUUUCCCAGACCAGACUGAAGAGCAGAAACUUCAUUAAAGGGGACGACGCCUUCUUCCUUUUCAGUCUGGAAGAUAUUUCCGAUCUCCUGCUCCCUCAGCCUCUUCCCCAGUUUGGAGUUCAUGCUGAUACCAAAGCUACAGACCCAGAGUUUCCUCCACUCGAGUAUUCUAAAACCUCUGCGAUGGUUAUUGUUUUCAUUGUGUUCACUGCUGCAACCAUGUUCCUGAUGUUAGUGCUGGUUUUAGGAAACAUGUGGAUGAAGAAACAACUCCAGGGUGAUAAGGAACCGAUAACACAAGACAAACCUGAAUUCAUGAGCGUGUGAGUCAAGAAAUUAGAAUCAGUUCUAAUUCAUGUCAUUGCAGUUUAUAGCAGAAAUAAUUUCCUCUGCUCAUAAAGAUAAAGAAAACAGUCAUGUACUCAGUAAAUGUAGAUGCUUAUUUUUUUUGUAAAGCCUAAGUUUCGUGUUUGAAAGCAAAUACUGUGCUUUGUUUCACAGGUAUUUUCUUUAAUUUUUUUUUUUUCUGCUUAAACAGUUCAAUAAGUUGUUCGGUUGAAGUUGUCUGCUUGGUUAUAUUCUCUGUCUUGCUCAUUGUAUGGAAAAAAGACAUGUUAUAUUAACUGGGAAAAUGAUUGGAUUUUCCUGCUUUUCUUUUGCUUACAUAAUUACAAGCUGAGUAUCUGUUUUUUUUUUUUUUUUCUUUUUUUUUUUUUUGUACUGCUGGAUGAACAACACAAAUUGCUAAAAUACUGGCAUGACAGCUCUAUGAAAGAAAGGUACAGCAUAAUAAAAAAAGAUGUUGAAAAAGAAAAAAAAUCCUCUUCCAAACAUUUGUUUCCUUCAAUAAUUUUCUGGUUACAGUUACAGUAUACAAAACAUGAUUUAAUGUAGAUAUAAUAUCAGUUUGUUUAGAAUUUAUCUGGUAGAUAUUCGAUGUAGUACCAAUAGUAGCCACAGAGAGGCGCCACACAGUGUUUGUAAAGGGGCAUCUGAUUACAGUAGUGAUAAAUGACAAUCCGUGGAUUAUCAUUUGAAUGCCACAUUGACAGUAACACUUGAAAUACAGUUUUGUUUUGUUUGUUUUACUUCCA
Molecule: messenger RNA, 2975 nt
Organism: Sphaeramia orbicularis (orbiculate cardinalfish)
Lineage: Eukaryota; Metazoa; Chordata; Actinopteri; Kurtiformes; Apogonidae
Product: meprin A subunit beta-like
Exons: 14
Coding region: 154-2208 (684 amino acids)
Biological process (GO): proteolysis
Cellular component (GO): membrane
Molecular function (GO): protein binding; zinc ion binding; metalloendopeptidase activity
Source: RefSeq, a predicted model, not a curated record